AUGCUGGUCCAUUGUCUGACUGUGCCCACGUGUGCAACCCGUAUAGGGAGAGGGAAAGAAAUAGAAAGAGAGGUGUGGGGUGGGGUGGUGUUGAUGGUUCUUGAACGUGAAGCUGAAGAGAAGAAGAAAAUGGAACCACCCCAGGCGUUUCUUCAGAGGAAAGCUCUUGUGUUGAUGGUCCUACAAACAAUACGAACGCAGGGAAGAUCAGAUUGCAAUUACCAAAUGUUGGCGAUUGUAGUAGCGAAUGUGAAGCACUGGCGGAGGCUUACUGAAGGAGAGAAAAAGGGAUUCCUUGUCAUUCACAGGAAGCUAUAG
This is a messenger RNA of Ilex paraguariensis (yerba mate), 318 nucleotides long. NCBI's taxonomy places the organism in Eukaryota, Viridiplantae, Streptophyta, Magnoliopsida, Aquifoliales, Aquifoliaceae. The record is from the annotation of a GenBank genome assembly.